Messenger RNA from Rubroshorea leprosula, 2407 nucleotides. The record is from the annotation of a GenBank genome assembly. Lineage: Eukaryota; Viridiplantae; Streptophyta; Magnoliopsida; Malvales; Dipterocarpaceae.
AAAAGGAACUCCUACCCGGCUUUACAGGUAAUCUUUCUAAAACCUGUGCUGAUUGUUUAGCUGGCAAGCAUCAUAGAGUUUCUUUUCACACUUUACCCCUGUCUAGAAGAAAAUAUGCACUCGAUUUGGUUCAUACUGAUGUUUGCUUCAUGAAAGAUAAAAGUCUAGGUGGUGCUACAUAUUUUGUGACUUUUGUGGAUGAUUUUUCUAGAAAAUUGUGGGCUUAUCCCUUGUCUAGUAAAGAUCAGGUGCUGGAAAAAUUUAAAGAAUUUCAGGCAAUGACAGAAAGAGAAACUGGGAGGAAAUUAAAGUGCAUCAGGUCUGAUAAUGGUGGUGAAUACAGUGGACAGUUUGAGCGCUACUGUAGAGAACAAGGAAUUAAGCUCGAGAAGACCACUCCUAGAACUCCACAACAUAAUGGAGUUGCUGAAAGGAUGAACAGAACAAUAUGUGACAGAAUUGUCUGUAUGCUCUCUCAUGCUAAAUUGCCAAAGUCCUUUUGGGGUGAGGCUUUGAAGACUGCAGUGUACUUGAUAAAUCGAUCCCCUUCUGUUGUUCUAAAUGGUGAUGUUCCGGAGAAGAUUUGGUCAGGCAAAGAAGUAUCCUACAGGCACUUGAGGGUAUUUGGCUGCAGGGCAUAUGUGCAUGUUCCAAGAGAGGAAAGAGCAAAGCUUGAUGCAAAGACAAAACAGUGUGUGUUCUUGGGAUAUGGUGAUGAGGAGUAUGGCUACAGAUUAUGGGACUUGAAAAACAGAAAAUUAAUAAGAACCAGAGAUGUGGUGUUAAUUGAGAAUGAGACGGUUGAAGACUCAAAGAAGCAAGAUGACAGCGAGCACACUCAAGAAAUACCAGACAGUGAUUAUUGUACUCCAACACCUAAACCAAGUGUUAUGAAUGAUGAUCACAGUGCAGUAGAUGAGCAGCAAGUUCAAGGGCCUGUUGUUGAACAUUUUGUUGAAGAAGAAACACACCAAGAAGAGCAAGUGCAACCACCACAGCAACCUCAAGUUAGGAGGUCCAGUAGACUCCAUCAACCAUCUCGGAAGUACUCUACUGAUGAGUAUGUGCUCUUGAUUGACGGGGGAGAGCCAGAAACUUAUUAUGAAGCUAUGGAGAGUGAAAACAAGAAGGAAUGGUUGAUGGCAAUGCAAGAAGAAAUGACUCUAGACCGUAAUUUAAACCCAAAUGCUAAGUCAUGGAGUCCAUCCGCGGCUUCUCAUCCACCGCCUUCCCCUCCUGACUACUCCCUAACUCAUCUUCAAAUGUUUCACCAUCGUCAUCCCCAGCCCUGCCAAUCAAUAUUCUCUCACCCUCAUCCCUACGCAAACUUUCAUUUCAUUUAUCUACCGGCCCUUGAACCACCCUUGUUUCCUCCCCAUACUGCUUAUAACAUGCAGUACCCUCCACCUCCACCUCUACUCAUUGAGACUUACAACAUGGGGCAUCAAGCAGAAUUACGGAGUGAAUCCGUACAGGAGGUUGUAGUUACAGAGGAGAACUGUGGAAGUCCUCAGAUAACAAGGUCCAGAAACAGGGGUUUUGGUCGGACUCGGAGAAGUGCAUCCAGAACAGACGGGUUUGUACGUGCCGAACAUGGUAAUUCUGGGGCUGAUCCGCGGCGGAGUUACAGAAAUCCUUCUUCCAAUGAGAACUGGAUAAGGGUUCAGAACCGCGCUUCAAGAAGACAACCAAAGGAUACAAUACCAUUGGAAUCCGGGGGAGAUAAAACCUCUGUAAUGAUAAGAAACAUCCCCAACGAAUACACAAGGAAGAUGCUAAAGCAUUUCUUGAUCAAGCAUUGCGAGAUGGAGAAUAAUGGGAAGGGAGGAGAUUCAGAAGAAGAAAAAAUUCACUCAGCCUUUGAUUUUCUGUAUCUGCCUAUGGAUUUCAGAACACAGAUGAAUAAGGGUUAUGCAUUCGUCAAUUUCACCAACCCAGAAGCCGCCUGGAGGUUCUUCCUUGCAGCAAACAAACAAAGUUGGGAUUUUUCCUACUCUAACAAGAUUCGCGACCUUUGCUGUGCUACAAUCCAGGGAAAGGAGAAACUGGUGAGGCGUUUUGAGGGGAUAAGUUUUCCAAGGGAGGAGUAUAAGCCUCUGUGCUUCGAGCCUGCUCAUGAUGGUUCAGGGCAGGGGGUCAAUGAGAUCCCAAUAGGAAUCAUGAAGGGGAAGGAAAGGGUAUAUGUUGGAUCAUGGAUGGGUGGACCUUGGCACCUGGUUCCAGGGAAAGAUCAGGUGGUGAGCUCCACCCUACAGAUAGAUGGUCAUGAUGAUUUUCCGAAACCUUCUUUAGUCUAGGAUAGAUGAUACCAUCUCUGUAACCUUUCAACAUGUUAUAAUGUCACUACUUCUGCAGUAGCACUCUUCAGGCAUGCAAGGCACAUUCUCGGCUCCAGUUGUUGUCCCAU